This is a messenger RNA of Schistosoma curassoni, 2863 nucleotides long. NCBI's taxonomy places the organism in Eukaryota, Metazoa, Platyhelminthes, Trematoda, Strigeidida, Schistosomatidae. The record is from the annotation of a GenBank genome assembly.
GGCUUCUUCAGGGUAAUACAAGAAAAUCUGCUUUCACUUGUAUUGGAGAUCCGAUUAAUGAUUUACUUGUGGACUUUUUGUCAUAGCUUCACGUAAUAAAGUUCUCCAAAUGUCGUAUGAAAAAGUAACUGCAUCUUCAUGUAUCAGGUUUUUCAAAUGCCUCAUCGUUUCACAUCUUGGUAGAAUCAUGUCAAGAAACGAUUUGACCAAAUUUAAUUCGUCGGCAGUUACCGGGAAGGUCACUCACGGAUUCCAAAAUACAAGGGACCGUACAUAUUUGAUCUAACCGAUACAGGAGGUUGAAAGUAGUUUUGGCUUUGAAUUUUCCUAUCACCAUUAUUUAAGUCUACUUAAUUCAAAUGAUGAAAUUUCACAUUAAUUAUCAUAAUCAUUCUAACUGAUAUGUUUGCUUUAAAAUGGAAAUAAUGUUAUUUCAGUUUAACAAUCAGAUUAGAGUUUAGAUAAAAAAGGAUGAAUAUUUCCGUUCCCAAUAUUCCUUUUAAUUUUAGUGACAAAUAUUUUGAUGCUAUUUGGGAACCAUUAUUAAUGCCAUUUGAUUAUGAAUUAUCACUGAAUUCUCAUUAAAUAUUGACUUUCAAGUAGCGAAUCAACUAUUAUUACUCUCAGUCGUCCUAUCAUUAUUAUGAUCUUUUUCGAAAUCUUCAAAAUCCAACGAAUGGUUCUUGAAUUCGUACUGUGGAUUAGCAUUUUUCAUGCCGUGAAUUUUCAAAAUAGUUUUCAUUCGAAAUGAUUAUUCUUUUCUUUAUUUGAACACAUAAAUAUUGUUACAAAGGGGCAUUGACUACAUAUACGCCACACAAGUCACUUGAUUGGUGUGAGGGAUACGGUACUCCCCAGGUGCUCAAACCAAAGCAGGUGAUUUCCUUAAGGAGCCACAUCCGGAGCCUUCGACCUAUAGGUCUGAUCCACAAGGUAGUGGAGAAACGUUAGGAGAUGCAGUAACAUGGUAGCCGGUGACUAACGAUUUGUUCGUAUGCCAUUUGUUCCUCCAGGAUCCUGGACCACAUGUGCACGAUUGGUUUGGAAUAAGGGUUUUCCAACCCCACUAUUUGGACCCUCCGUGUCCACCAACCCGCUUAGAGCGUUGGACAUUCGCUUUUUGUCCUAUUGACUUCGUAAAAAACACCUGUGGUGCGAGAAGGCAGUGAGUAGGACUUUUCUGUCAGUGGUUGUAUAUGCGUGGCCAUUUGAGACCAUCAUAAGUCAUUUACUUCCACUUUCAAAUUGAUCUAAAAAUCAUAUCAGUACUUCACUUCCUUUUAGUCGCAUUCCAACGAUCGAAUUGUUCUAUAGAAUUGUCUUUGUCUAAAUAAUCUGAACGGAUAUAUAAGACCACAAAAUAUUUUGAAUUCGACGAUUUUUUUCCACUUUAUCAAUUCUCACUCAUCACUUUGAUUAAUAGUAAAAAUAUUCAACAGUAAUAUCUAAGUUUAGGUUUCCUUCUGAAAACUUCAUCAUACUGAUACCUAAAAUAAAACAUUUUUUCUUUUUCAUAUUUCAGAAAACACAUAGUAUGAUAUGAGGCCAAAACUUCCAAAAACUAUUUCAGCAUGGCAGCUGAUGAGCUUUCUACCACCUGGUGCAGCAGACAUCACAUCUGAAUUACACUUCACAAGGACUAGACGUAUGCCCAAUAUAACUCGUCCAGACCAAUUACUUAUUAAGGUUAAAGCGGCAUCCUUAAAUCCUGUCGAUUCUUUGCUUGUCUAUGGUUAUGGUUCUUCUAGCUUUAAUUUAUUACGUCGCUUUACAUCAAACUAUGGUUGCUUUGGUCUACCUGAUGCCACAACAGCAGAAAAUGCUGAUUUUCCUUUUACACCUGGUCGUGAUUUUUCUGGUCAAAUAGUUGACAUCGGUUCAGAAGUUGCUUUAUCCAACCUAAACAGGCAAAAUAAACUUAUUAUUGGUACAAAUGUGGUUGGUGCUACAUGGCCUUUUCUCAGUACUACUGGAUCUGGUUCAUUAGCUGAAUAUAUUGUCUGUCCAGCCGAUUAUGUUGCUCCAUUACCUAGUAAUGUUUCUUUCAUAUCUGCAGCUGCAUUAGGAUAUGCUGGUUUAACUGCAUGGUCAGCUUUAGUUGAUGCCGGUGGAAUCGACCCUGUUAGUAAGUCAUCACCAUCAGCUUGUUCAAUUCUUAUAACUGGCGCCACUGGUGGUGUUGGCUUUAUUGCAGCACAAUUGGCUAAACUUUGGGGUUGGAAAGUUCAUGUCACAUGUCCAAGUGAUAAAAAGGCAUUAGAUUUAAUGAAUGUUUUACAAGUUGAUGAAAUAUUUCCACAUCCAACAAAUAUUCAAACAACAAUGAAAUAUGAUUUAAUUCUUGAUUGUAUUCGACCGGAUUAUUUGAAUACAACAACUUCAUUCACCACAUCAUCAUCAUCAUCAUCGUCGUCGUCGAAUACACAAUUGAAACAAUGUCAUUUCAUUGAUCAUUUAUUACCUCAACUACCAUCUAUGUUAACUUAUUUAAAUACAUCAUCAAAUCGUACACGUUAUAUUAUGCUUAAUCCACCAUUAUUAUAUUUAAAUGAUUAUUAUGGACCAUUUAUUGGUAGUGGAAUAGCAUAUUCACAAUUAUUGUAUAGUAAUAUUGCAGCAUUAUUCUCUAACAAUAAUGUUUAUAAUACUAAUUUAAAUAAAAUACGUUGGGUAUUUUUUAAACCAAAUAAUAAAGUAUUAAAUUAUCUUUUAAAUUUACUUUCAAAUAAACAAUUAAUAAUACCAGUGGAUACUGUUUAUCAAUUUAAUCAUGUACCAGAUGCAUUUCAUCGAUUGUAUACUAAAGGAAAACGUGGUAAACUUGUAAUUGAAGUGAAUAAUUAAUAAAUAAUCUUUCUUUUAC